This is a messenger RNA of Leucoraja erinaceus (little skate), 3107 nucleotides long. RefSeq names its product frizzled class receptor 8a (gene fzd8a). Gene Ontology annotation, biological process: non-canonical Wnt signaling pathway; canonical Wnt signaling pathway. Gene Ontology annotation, molecular function: Wnt receptor activity; Wnt-protein binding. The coding region runs from base 692 to 2461 and encodes 589 amino acids. The transcript has a single exon. The record is from RefSeq and is a predicted model, not a curated record. Lineage: Eukaryota; Metazoa; Chordata; Chondrichthyes; Rajiformes; Rajidae. Gene Ontology annotation, cellular component: plasma membrane.
CCGCCUCUGUCCCCCUGCGAUUGGGAAUUUGCUUCUGGAAGAGGAGGGAUUUGGCCUGCCAGCUAUUAUAAAUACACAGCAGUCGCUGGCACUCGGCACACUCGGAGAACACUAAUGAGACGCGGCGCUGAAAUUGAUUUCGAGAGCUCUUCUAUUUCGCUGCGAGAGAGUGCAGGCAGCGAGGAUUUGUGCAUCAGGAAGAUUGCACCACCGAGGUUCCGCUUGUAAUCGCCACUGACCGGCUCCAAGAAAAGGGAAAACCCAGUCUCCAAACAAAAGAAGGGGGAAAAAAACACAAAGUUAGGAGAGGAACUGUGUGAAGUUGUGCUUUUUUUUUAAACAAAAAAAAAAAAUCGAGAAGAGGUGGUGUCCAGCCAUCUUGCUCUCACGCCUGCAAGGCUAAUGUUUGAUCGACCCUGCCUGUCGCCAAUGUAUACAGUGGACUGUCGCUCCGUGGCCAAGUCUGAAGGAGUUAAAAUGUGCCGAAUCUGAUCCGCAUGUUGUGCUGAGAUCCUGGAGGGGGGUGGGGGGUGGGGGGACGCUCACAGUCACACUUUGCGUUUAUUUAAGGAUCUAUAUUGGUGGUGUUUAUAAACAGUCUGCCGGGCAAAAAGAGGAGGAGGGGUGGGAGGGGGGAGAGAGAGAGAGAAAGAAAAUAAGCAGCGCGCAGUCGGGGAGAGCUGUUGGCGACAUGGAGAGUUGCUUGCUGGAGGUCUACCUGCUGUACGUCUUGGCGUUAAUGCACAGAUCGAGCGGGGCCGCAGGCAAGGAUCUAUCGUGCCAGGAGAUCACCGUGCCCCUGUGCAAGGGCAUCGGCUACAACUACACCUACAUGCCCAACCAGUUCAACCACGACUCGCAGGACGAGGCGGGUCUGGAGGUGCACCAGUUCUGGCCGCUGGUGGAGAUCCAGUGCUCGGCCGACCUGCGCUUCUUCCUGUGCAGCAUGUACACGCCGAUCUGCCUGGAGGACUACAAGAAGCCGCUGCCGCCGUGCCGCAGCGUGUGCGAGCGGGCCAAGGCCGGCUGCGCCCCCCUCAUGAGGCAGUACGGAUUCGCCUGGCCCGACAGGAUGAGGUGUGAGCGGCUGCCGCGGCAGGACAGCCCCGACACCCUGUGCAUGGAUUACAACCGCACCGAGCUCCGCAGCGCCGCUCCGGCCGCACCCGCUCCCGCCGCCCCGCUACAGCCCACCAGGAGGCCGGCCAAGCCGGAGAGAGGCCGAGGUGGAGGACAGGCUCAGCCGCAGCCGCCGACCUCCUGCCAGGCGGGCUGCCUGUGCCGGCCGCCCAUGGUGCAGCUAAAGAGCGAGAGGCACCCGCUCUACAACCGGGUGAGCACCGGCCGCCUGCCCAACUGCGCCGUGCCGUGCUACGACCCCUACUUCUCGGCGGACGAGCGCAGCUUCGCCGCCUUCUGGAUCGGCCUGUGGUCAGUGCUGUGCUUCGCCUCCACGCUCACCACCGUGGCCACUUUCCUGAUCGACAUGGAGCGCUUCAAGUACCCCGAGCGCCCCAUCAUCUUCCUCUCCGCCUGCUACCUGUUCGUGUCGGCCGGCUACCUGGUGAGGCUGGUGGCGGGGCAUGAGAGUGUGGCUUGCGGCCGGCGCCAGCUCGGCUCGGAGCAGCACGUCCACUACGAGACGACGGGGCCGGCCCUCUGCACUGUGGUCUUCCUGCUGGUCUACUUCUUCGGCAUGGCCAGCUCCAUCUGGUGGGUCAUCCUGUCCCUCACCUGGUUCCUGGCUGCCGGCAUGAAGUGGGGCAACGAGGCGAUCGCUGGCUACUCGCAGUAUUUCCAUUUGGCCGCCUGGCUGGUGCCCAGCGUCAAGUCCAUCGCCGUGUUGGCUCUCAGCUCGGUGGACGGCGACCCGGUGGCCGGCAUCUGUUACGUGGGCAACCAGAACCUGGACAACCUGCGGGGCUUCGUGUUGGCGCCGCUGGUCAUCUACCUGCUCAUCGGCAGCAUGUUCCUCCUGGCCGGCUUCAUCUCCCUCUUUCGCAUCCGGAGGGUCAUCAAACAAGGAGGGGGAGCCCAGACCGACAAGCUGGAGAAGCUGAUGAUCCGCAUUGGGGUGUUCACCGUGCUGUACACCGUGCCCGCCACCAUCGUGGUGGCCUGCUACUUCUACGAGCAGCAUAACCGGCCGAGCUGGGAGCUGAGCCACAACUGCCGGUGCCCCGGUGACAGGGAGCAGGGAGGGGAAGCGGCCAGGAAACCCGACUACGCCGUCUUCAUGCUCAAGUACUUCAUGUGUCUGCUGGUGGGCAUCACGUCGGGCGUGUGGAUCUGGUCGGGCAAGACGCUGGAGUCGUGGAGAGCUUUCUGCACGCGUUGCUGUUGGGGCAGAAAAGGGACUGGCGGAUCCUUGUACAGCGACGCCAGCACCGGCUUAACCUGGAGGUCAGGCACAGCGAGCUCAAUGUCCUACCCUAAGCAAGUGCCACUAUCCCAGGUCUGACACCUCGUCACAAGACCCUUUUAACCCCCCUCACUCUCCUCGAAGAUUCUCACCCAACAUCUUUAUUAACACGUUAAUGAACUUCUAAUGGUAUCCAUUAGUGAGAAGUGAAGGACUGACCAGAGCGAAUGCUUCUAAAUCUUAGAACCGUGUUAUAUGCACAAGACAUCCACGAGAUGUUAAAAUGUCGGAGGACAAGCAUUGUCUGCUGCGUGUUGCUCCUGAGCAGGGACUUUAUAUAUUAAAAAAAAACUAUUUGGAGUUCUGUUUUAUCCUGCAAAGAGUCAAACCCUCUUAAUUGCUGGCAUCUAUUUGCUAAAGUAACUUUAAACCGAGGGACAAUAAAAAUGGCGUGCUUGACAUAUCUUAACACAUUGGGUGCAUCAAUCAGCCUUAAAAAAUCCUGUUUUAAAAAAAAUAUCCCAUGUAAUACGGGUUUCUUGCAAAAAGUUGUAUUUAUAUAAUUAUUUGUACUAUGAACACAAACUUGUAAAUUGUGUACAUAACAAAAGUGUUUUUUUUAAGUAUAUACAGAGUAUGUAAAUUUUUUUGUAUUAAAAAAAAAUCUAGUGGUUACUUCAGCCAGGGCAACAGAAAUAUUUGAAGCAAUUAUUCUAUUUUGACAAUAAAACAUCUUUUGAUUUAA